AUGUCUUCAGUCACUGGCGUCGAAGAUCAUUUCGAAGAUGCUCAUUCAUACCUCCCAGAUGAGACCCAAGAAAGGGCAGAUUCUCAGGUGAGGUUGGAGUUGCCAACCAACAAAAAUCCGAAAUCCAGCAGGCGCAUCGCUAACGUCUACGAUUCAGUUGCUGGCCGCGUCAACAUCAAUGGAUUUGUUUCAGCCGCACCGACUGUUACGCGAUACGGCGAUACACAGUCUUCGGGCGGUCGCAAUCUUCGCCCCGAGGAGGCUCUAUAUCGGAAAAAGCCGAAAAUGUUGAGAAAGUUGAAGGAGGAUGAAUCUUAUUUUGCGAAUGAAUAUCUCGCUGCCGAUCGGCCUCUCCCAAGCUCUGAGAUCUUGACCGCAAUCCACGCCUACUCAUCCGAUUUCUACACACAUAAGCUCCGCGACGGCGGGAAACACAACUUCCAAAGCAUGGACGAAUCCGCACUCCUUGCGAUCGGCAUUUUGAUGGAGGAGCUGGCUAGAGAAAAACUUGGCGAGAACGGAGAUAUGGUUCUGACGCAAGAGCCAUGGCCCAGUGAAGACGAGGAGGAAGAGGAUGACGAGGACAACGAAGAUGAUGAAGACAACGACGGGGAAGAAGACGAGCAAGGCGAGGCCGAAGAUGAUGAUGAUGACGACGAUACUGGCCUUGAAUCUGGCUCCCAAAUCCGACAAAAGAGACGGAGGAGCAAGACGAUUGAAGGCCCCACCCAAGCAAACCCCAGCGUACCGAGUACGCGAAAGAAGGAAAAACGUCACAGAACAAAAAAGACAGAGCGGAAAGCUAUCCGGAAGGAGAAGGCGGCACAACGGAGUGAAUCCCCUCAGAAAAAGCAGAAGACAAAUAAUGGACCUGCAUGA
Molecule: messenger RNA, 879 nt
Organism: Penicillium verhagenii
Lineage: Eukaryota; Fungi; Ascomycota; Eurotiomycetes; Eurotiales; Aspergillaceae
Exons: 2
Coding region: 1-879 (292 amino acids)
Biological process (GO): nucleolar large rRNA transcription by RNA polymerase I
Cellular component (GO): RNA polymerase I upstream activating factor complex
Molecular function (GO): RNA polymerase I cis-regulatory region sequence-specific DNA binding
Source: RefSeq, a predicted model, not a curated record